Molecule: messenger RNA, 4322 nt
Organism: Elephantulus edwardii (Cape elephant shrew)
Lineage: Eukaryota; Metazoa; Chordata; Mammalia; Macroscelidea; Macroscelididae
Gene: ITGA10
Product: integrin, alpha 10
Exons: 30
Coding region: 1-3498 (1165 amino acids)
Biological process (GO): integrin-mediated signaling pathway; cell-cell adhesion; cell adhesion mediated by integrin
Cellular component (GO): integrin complex; external side of plasma membrane
Molecular function (GO): integrin binding
Source: RefSeq, a predicted model, not a curated record
AUGGAGCUCCCCUUCAUCUCUCACCUGCCUCUGAUGUUCUUGAUCGGUUUCUGCUCCCCUUUUAACCUAGAUGUGCAUCGCCCACGCAUAUUCCCAGGGCCACCCGAGGCUGAAUUUGGAUACAGUGUCUUACAACACAUCGGGGGUGGACAGCGAUGGAUGCUGGUGGGUGCCCCCUGGGAUGGACCUUCAGGUGACCGGAGAGGGGAUGUUUAUCGUUGCCCUGUGGGGGGACACUCUAAUGCCCCGUGUGCCAAGGGUCACUUGGGUGACUAUCCUCUGGGAAAUUCAUCUCAUCCUGCUGUGAACAUGCACCUGGGGAUGUCUCUCCUGGAGGCCAGUGGUGAUGGGGGAUUCCUGGCCUGUGCUCCUCUCUGGUCUCGUGCCUGUGGUACAUCUGUCUUCAGUUCUGGGAUAUGUGCCCAUGUAGAUGCUUCGUUCCAGCCCCAGGGGAGCCUGGCACCCACAGCCCAACGCUGCCCCACAUACAUGGAUGUUGUCAUUGUCCUGGAUGGUUCCAAUAGUAUCUACCCUUGGUUUGAGGUUCAGACUUUUCUACGAAGACUAGUUGGGAGACUAUUUAUUGAUCCAGAGCAGAUACAGGUGGGACUUGUACAGUACGGGGAGAGCCCUGUGCAUGAGUGGUCUCUGGGAGAUUUCCGAACCAAGGAAGAAGUGGUGAAAGCAGCAAGGAAUCUGAGUCGGCGAGAAGGACGAGAGACAAAGACGGCUCAGGCAAUAAUGGUGGCCUGCACAGAGGGUUUCAGUCAGUCCCGUGGGGGCCGACCUGAGGCAGCCAGGCUUCUGGUGGUUGUCACAGAUGGAGAAUCACAUGAUGGGGAGGACCUGCCCACGGCACUGAAAGCCUGUGAAGCUGGAAGAGUGACCCGCUAUGGGAUUGCGGUCCUUGGUCAUUAUCUCCGACGCCAGCGAGACCCCAGUUCUUUCCUGCAGGAAAUCCGAACUAUUGCCAGUGAUCCAGAUGAGCGAUUCUUCUUCAAUGUAACAGAUGAGGCUGCACUAACUGACAUUGUGGAUGCACUUGGAGACCGGAUUUUUGGCCUUGAGGGGUCUCAUGGAGAGAAUGAAAGCUCAUUUGGACUGGAAAUGUCUCAGAUUGGUUUCUCUACUCAUCGACUGAAGGAUGGGAUUCUCUUUGGAAUGGUGGGGGCCUAUGACUGGGGGGGCUCAGUUCUUUGGCUUGAAGAAGGUCACCGCCUUUUCCCCCCACGGACGGCCUUGGAAGACGAAUUUCCUCCUGCAUUGCAGAACCAUGCAGCCUAUCUGGGUUACUCUGUUUCCUCCAUGCUUUUGCAAGGUGGACGUCGUCUUUUUAUCUCAGGGGCGCCUCGAUUUAAACAUCGAGGAAAGGUCAUUGUUUUCCAGCUUAAGAGAGAUGGUGCAGUAAGAGUUGCCCAGAGCCUCCAUGGAGAGCAGAUUGGCUCCUACUUUGGCAGUGAACUUUGCCCUUUGGAUAUAGAUGGGGAUGGAAUAACUGAUGUCUUACUUGUUGCUGCUCCCAUGUUCCUUGGACCCCUCAACAAAGAGACAGGACGUGUUUAUGUGUAUCUGGUAGGCCAGCAGCCUUUACUGAUGCUCCGGGGAAUGCUUCAGCCAGAACCCCCUCAGGAUGCUCGGCUUGGCUUUGCCAUGGCUGCCCUUCCUGACUUGAACCAAGAUGGCUUUGCUGACGUGGCUGUGGGGGCGCCUCUGGAAGAUGGGCACCGGGGUGCACUGUACCUGUAUCAUGGGAAAAAGAGUGGAAUCAGACCUCAUCCUGCACAGCGUAUUGCUGCUGUCUCCAUGCCACAGGCCCUCAGCUACUUUGGCCGAAGUGUGGAUGGCCGGCUAGAUCUGGAUGGGGAUGAUUUGGUCGAUGUUGCUGUGGGUGCCCAGGGGGCAGCCAUCCUCCUCAGCUCCCGGCCUAUCAUCCGCCUGACUCCUUCCUUGAAUGUGACGCCACCAGCCAUCAGCGUAGUUCAGCGGGACUGUAAGCGGCGAGGCCAGGAGGCCACCUGCCUGACUGCAGCUCUUUGCUUCCAAGUGACUUCCCGCGCCCCUGGCCGCUGGAAUCGCCGGUUUCAUAUGUGGUUCACAGCAUCCCUGGAUGAGUGGACAGCUGGGGUGCGUGCUGCAUUUGAUGGCUCUGGCCAAAGGCUGUCCCCUCGGCGCCUCGGGCUCAGUGUGGGCAACAUCACUUGUGAGCAGCUACACUUCCAUAUACUGGAUACAUCAGAUUAUCUCCGACCAGUGGCUUUGACUGUGACCUUUUCCUUGGACAACACCACAAAGCCAGGGCCAGUGCUGGAUGAGGGUUCUCCCACCUCCGUACAAAAGCUGGUCCCAUUCUCAAAGGACUGCGGCCCUGACAAUGAAUGUGUCACAGACCUGGUGCUUCUUGCUCAUAUGGACAUCAAAGGCUCCAGAAAAGCCCCAUUUGUGGUUCGAGGUGGCCGAAAGAAAGUGCUCGUGUCAGCAACUCUGGAGAACAAGAAGGAGAAUGCCUACAACACUAGCCUGAGUCUCAGCUUCUCCAGAAACCUCCACCUGGCCAGCCUCACUCCUCAGAGGGACAGCCUGGUGAAGGUGGAAUGUGCGGCUCCUUCUUCUCAUGCCCGGCUUUGCAGUGUAGGACACCCUGUCUUCCAGACUGGGGCCAAGGUGACCUUUCUGCUAGAGUUUGAGUUCAGCUGUUCUGCCCUCCUGAGCCAGGUCAUCGUGAGACUGAUUGCCAGCAGCAAUAGCCUGGAGACAAAUGAGACCCUUCAAGAUAAUACAGCCCAAGCCUCAGCCUACGUCCAGUACGAGCCUCAUCUCCUGUUCUCCAGUGAGUCAACCCUGCACCGCUAUGAGGUUCACCCAUAUGGGGCCUUCCCAAUAGGUCCAGGCCCUGAAUUCAAAACCACACUUCGGGUGCAGAACCUUGGCUGCUAUGUAGUCAGUGGCCUCAUUAUCUCAGCCCUCCUUCCAGCUGUGGCCCAUGGGGGCCAUUACUUCUUGUCAUUAUCUCAGGUCAUCACCAACAAUGCCAGCUGCACAGUGCAGAACUUGACCGAGCCCCCUGGUGCCCCUGUGCACACUGAGGAACUUGAGCACACAAGCAGACUGAAUGAGAGCAAUACCCGGUGUCAGGUCGUGAGGUGCCACCUUGGGCGGCUGGCAAAGGGAACGGAGGUCUCCAUUGGACUACUGAGGCUGGUUCACAAUGAAUUUUUCCGGAGAGCCAAGUUCAAGUCUCUGAUAGUGGUCAGCACAUUCGAGAUGGGAACCGAGGACGGCAGUGUCCUACAGCUGACUGAAGCUUCCCGCUGGAGUGAGAGCCUCCUGGAGGUAAUUCAGGCCCACCGAGUCCUCAUCUCCCUUUGGAUCCUCGUAGGCAGCGUCCUGGGAGGUCUCCUUCUGCUUGCCCUCCUUAUCUUCUGCCUUUGGAAGCUUGGCUUCUUUGCCCGUAAGAAAAUCCCUCAGGAAGAGAAAAGAGAAGAGAAGUUGGAGCAAUGAGUAUAAAAGGAGGUUCUAGAAAGUCUUCCCUGGCAGCUUCUCCAAAAGACUUGCAUAAGAGUGGAGGUUUAUGGGCCCAGAUGAGACAAGAAGGAGCCUUUGGUCCCUAUCCCCAAGUCUGAAGCCUGGCCUGGUUUUCAGUCAUGGGGAUGCUGUUGGCAAGAGAUGAGAACUUUACCUCAGCCAGUAAGGGCUGGCACCCAAACUACCAACACCUCCACCCUGUGUGUCCCUCCUCCUCAUGACCCGAGUUCUACAGCCAGCAUUGAGGCCAGUGUUGGGAGCCUUGAUUCCCUCUAUCCCUUGGGAAUGAAAACGUUUUUGUCCAGGUCCUUGCCUCCGAGAUUCCCAAUCUUCCCUCACAAUUUGGAGAGCCCCACCCUUUCACCUUCCUGCCUGCCCUCACUCCAUGGGAGGGAGCUGACGUUGGCUUGAAAGAAGUUAAGUCAACAUCUGCUUUCCCGUGGAGUCUGGUGAUUCAGAGAGCCAGAUGGGGAGAGUCAACAGGAAAAAAGGAGGGAGGGAGGAAAGCCACAAGAGACAUUCUGUACAAUUUCAAGGAACAGAGGAGCCUUUAGACAGGCAACUGGCAUCCCCCUGAAACCUGAGACUUCAUGCACUCGCCCGCCCUCAGGUGCUGGUGUAACAGAACUGCCCCAAGCUUGCUGGGCAGUGGCUUCCCACCCAACAGCCUUCCCUGGGAGCAAAGCCUGGUGCCUGAUAUUCUGGGGCCCCCAAGUGGCUAGAGCUGGAAUAACAGGAGAGACUAGCUAACCCCUGGGAAGUGUUUCCUUUUCAGUUUUCUCAGAUCAACUCCUCUUUAG